This is a messenger RNA of Lactuca saligna, 993 nucleotides long. NCBI's taxonomy places the organism in Eukaryota, Viridiplantae, Streptophyta, Magnoliopsida, Asterales, Asteraceae. The record is from the annotation of a GenBank genome assembly.
AUGAUACAAGACUAUGAGAUCUCCUUGGAUCAAAUCAAUGCCAUUGUGGGAGCCCCAACGGAAAACACAUUUGGUCCCACUGACCCAAUACAAGGAUACUAUGACAUGACUUGGUGGACCCAGCUCACCCAAUUACACCCAUAUGUCUCUAGAGCUGCUAAAGCCUCAUCACUUAUCCAUCCUGUGAUUAAGGUAGCUCACAGAAUCAUUGCUUUGCUCGUCGCCCCUAGAGAGGAGCGAAGCACCAUUAGCGUGCUGGAACUUAAAAUCCUUUAUGCAAUGACCCAUCCCGAGAAUGACCUCAUUCCUCAUUAUGGUCGGUUUUUGUCCCACAAGCUCAUCCGCCUUAGCACAUCCCGAUCGGGAAAGAUUGUUUGCGGGGGUAUUGUUAGCAUGCUCGCCAAGAGCGCCCACAUCCGAGCCCCAUACCCUGGUCCCCACCAGCCACUGCCGGGUGAGCCUUAUCUCACCACUACUGUCCUUGAGUCCAUGCGACUCUUCCGCUCGGCAGGCGAUGGCACACACCAUUGGACCGUGGGUCAAAAUCAUGAUCCCAAGCUCCUCAUCACACCAGAAAAUAAAGGCAUUCUUGAUUUCCGAGAUCCCAUUCAUAUGACCGAUUGGCAAAUCAUUCCAUACAUCUUCCCCCACUCUUAUUCCACCGAGGUAGAUGAGCAAAGCGAAGAAAACAAGGAAGAUGGUGAUGAUGAUGAAGAAGAGGAGGAGCCUCACCAUGCUUCUCCCACCGGUGGUGGCAGCUCAUCCCAUUUUGCUGCACCCCCGCCUUAUCAUCAACAAUAUAUGGACGAAUUCCAAUCAAUCCAUACCCGCCUCGACACCUAUCAGCAGGUUAUUACCAGCCUGACCCAAAAAUUUUCCACCUUCACCACCCAGUACGCUCGGGAUCAAGAGCGUCAAUGCAAACAUGAGGAGGACUUCUGGGCUUGGACCCGAAACCCCAGCUACUAUCCUCCUCCUCCACCUCCGUUUUAG